This is a messenger RNA of Gracilinanus agilis (Agile Gracile Mouse Opossum), 273 nucleotides long. RefSeq names its product serine protease inhibitor Kazal-type 12-like. Gene Ontology annotation, molecular function: protein binding. Lineage: Eukaryota; Metazoa; Chordata; Mammalia; Didelphimorphia; Didelphidae. The coding region runs from base 1 to 273 and encodes 90 amino acids. The record is from RefSeq and is a predicted model, not a curated record. The transcript is spliced from 4 exons.
AUGACUUCUACACGUAGCUCAAUGAUUCUGCUUUGUUUGACUUGUGUCUUCCUGCUUGUGGAUGCUGUAAGUCAAGGUGGCUAUCAGGCUCAGUGCAAAAAAUUCAAGGCACUAACCCCAGGAGAAAAGACUCAAUGUCCCAAUAUUAAAAAGCCAGUGUGUGGCACAGAUGGCCAGACCUAUAAGAACCUCUGUGAAUUCUGCAUGACUGCUAUGGAAAAGAAUGGGCAGCUUGGCUACAAACAUGAUGGAAAAUGCCAAAUCUCCAAGUAA